Molecule: messenger RNA, 1149 nt
Organism: Punctularia strigosozonata HHB-11173 SS5
Lineage: Eukaryota; Fungi; Basidiomycota; Agaricomycetes; Corticiales; Punctulariaceae
Product: alpha/beta-hydrolase
Exons: 4
Coding region: 1-1149 (382 amino acids)
Source: RefSeq, a predicted model, not a curated record
AUGGUCUUCUUUCGGUCACUAUUCGCGCCUGCGAUUGCACUACUACACGCCAUUCCAGUUGUUCCGGCGAAAAGCUGCAACGAAAAGAUUGUCCCAGUGUCCAUCACUGCUCGCAAUGCUGUCUUUGGAAAUCAGAAACGCCUCGUAGACGACUUGGACGUCACGUACUUCAUCCAGAACGCGACGACCGUCGGGCUUAACUACACCGACCAGGUUACCACCGGGUAUACGACGAUUCAUGACACAUAUGAUAUCUCGGUGCGGUUUUGCGAACCGACAGCUGCGGUCAAGAAAUCUACUGUCCAGGUGCUCACGCACGGCAUCGGGUUUGACAAGAUAUACUGGGAUUUUCCGCUUCAUCCUGAGUUAUAUUCAUACGUGGAUGUGGCCACCGAUAUCUUUGGCUACAGCACGCUGUCCUAUGACAGAAUCUCCACGGGAAAUUCGACUCACCCGGAUCCUUACAACGUAGUUCAAAUUGGCGUCGAGCUUGAGAUCUUGAACACGCUCACCACGAUGGUCCGCGCUGGAAAACUGUUCAAUACCGGACAUAUCGCCUCAGUCGUACACAUCGGGCAUUCCUAUGGCUCUGUGUUGUCGUAUGAGCUCGCCGCCCAACACCCCAGCAACACGGACGGACUCGUUUUGACGGGUUUUAGUCAACCGCCACCGACCUUUCCCAGCAAAACGGCGCGUAGCAACCACGCCACCCUCUGGGGCAAAAACGGCCUUAACCUUGAUCCCGGUUAUCUGACAUGGAAUGAUGUUUAUGCCAACAUCAUAGACUUCUUUUACCCACCGACAAGUACGCGUGAUGUGCAGGAGUUCGCUGAAGCCAACAAACAGCCUUUCCCUGUGGGAGAACUCCUGACGAUUGUGGCGGCGCCGUUACCAGCCACUGGAUUCACAGGGCCGGCCAUGAUCGUGACUGGCAAUCAAGAUGCGAUAUUCUGCGGCGGCAACUGCGGGAAUGUCGUUGGACUAGGCAACGUCUCGAGCAUCCCAGAACUCGCCGGGCAGAACCUUCCUCAUGCGUCGGCAUUCGAGGUGCUGAUUCAACCAGACACCGGCCAUGCUUUGAACCUGCAUCAUAACGCUACCGCUGCCUAUCACGCAAUCAACGAGUUUCUUCAGAGGCACGUUUCGUAG